Molecule: messenger RNA, 1188 nt
Organism: Papilio polytes (common Mormon)
Lineage: Eukaryota; Metazoa; Arthropoda; Insecta; Lepidoptera; Papilionidae
Product: dopamine D2-like receptor
Exons: 5
Coding region: 1-1188 (395 amino acids)
Biological process (GO): adenylate cyclase-activating adrenergic receptor signaling pathway
Cellular component (GO): membrane
Molecular function (GO): dopamine neurotransmitter receptor activity, coupled via Gi/Go; G protein-coupled receptor activity
Source: RefSeq, a predicted model, not a curated record
AUGACUACACGAAUACCUUACAAUACAGCGUACAAUAGUAUAACGACUUAUUCACAUCCAUCUAAAAGACCUCCGGAUAAUAUGAUAAGACAAGCAAACAAUAAUUACACAGCGACAGAGAAAACGAAAGCCGAUUACGAAAAAGACAUUGGAAAUGUUACGCAAGAUAAAGAGAAUUUUAUGAUGCUAGUCGAUGAUUUCAGUGAUUAUUUCUAUGGAAACGCUAGUCAGGAUAUAUUUAGCGUUCACAACGGUUCCCUAGACAUUCUAAAUGAUGUGUACGAGUACUCUAACUGCACGUUUAACGGGACGUUAAAUGUUUCGUGUUUCAAUCGUAUGGAUGUUACGCCUCAGCACAAUUUCUGGGCCUUGUUACUGUUGAUAUUUCCUUUUUUUACUCUGUUCGGUAACGUGUUAGUGAUAUUAAGUGUAGUGCGAGAGAGGACACUGCAGACGGUGACCAACUACUUCAUAGUGAGCCUGGCGGUGGCUGACCUGCUAGUGGCGGUUGUCGUUAUGCCAUUUGGAGUUUAUUACUUGGUGAAUGGGUCGUGGGGUCUACCAGCUUUCGUCUGCGACGUGUACAUAGCCAUGGAUGUUACAUCCUCAACCUCCAGUAUAUUCAAUCUAGUAGCCAUAUCGGUUGACAGGUACAUCGCGGUGACUCAGCCUAUCAAGUACGCGAAGCACAAGAACAACCGGCGCGUGUGGCUCACGAUAGUGGUGGUGUGGCUCGUGUCGGCCGCCAUCGGCGCGCCCAUCGUGCUCGGCCUCAACGACACGCCGGACCGCAACUUCGACGAGUGCCUCUUCAACAGCCAGAACUACGUCCUCUACUCCUCCAUCGGCUCCUUCUACAUCCCCUGCAUCAUGAUGAUGUUUCUCUAUUACAAUAUAUUCAAGGCGCUUAGAAAGCGAGCGAAAAAGCAACGCGCUGCAAAGAAACCUCCAGUGUGUGGGGAGAUGAGGGCCUCGUCGGCCGUCGUCAUAGAGAACGUGGCGCAGAGCCGGCUGCUGGACAGCGCGCCCGACCACCACACCAACACCGGCUCCGGCAGCAACGACGACCACGACGACAGCUUCGACAAGCGGUCAGUGGAGCUGGAGGCCGACGUCGACGACUGCCUGCCCAACGACAAGUCCACGGACUUCAUGCUCGUUGCUGCCACGGAACAUACAAUCAAGUGA